AUGGCUGGAACAACCAGGUACCAGAAGGAACUGGGCCUUCCAUCCGUAUCAUGGCGUGGGAAGAAUGCGGCGUGGCCCUUGCAUCAAGGGUUCCACAACGCGGGAGCCAAGUCGAUGUCAAAGUGUGCGAAUCCUGCGUGCAAGACAAUGUCUUAUCCCUAUAGCUCGUUUCCUGAUGGUGUUGAGAAAUACAAGCGGGCUCACAAGACACCAGACGAUCCUUUGAGCCGCCGAUAUUUGUGCGGCGUUUUGAUGGAGAACUUCCAGGUCCAACAAGCGAUCUGCAGAGAUGAGACUGGUGUCCAAGGACGAUUCCAGCAGAAUCAUGGUCCUCUUGGAAUAGCAUCUGGUUCGGAGGUCUGGUCGACCACUGCUCCUCCGGGAUAUUCGCCACGCCGAUAUUACUGCCAUCCGGUAGCGCCCAAUGUCACUGCUGGCGACUACCUCUUGCAGGCGUGCUGGCCAGAGAUUUAUCCUUCAUUUGAUGAGACAUUUGACUCAAAUCCUGACGGCGCCGUGAUGAUUAUUGACGAAGCUCAGACGUCAUAUAAGUGCUCUUUGUUUUGGAACAACGUGGUCAAGAAGCAAAGGUCUCAGGAAGGCAUAUCAGAGGCAAAGAUUUGCGCAUUCUGCUCUUAUGGAAGCCCUGCCGCAGGUGUCGAUACCAAAGAUAUCAACCAUGGCCCUAUCUGGAUCAGACGCCUGGUCGAGGCUCCUCGCAAGAAUGUGAGAGCUCUUGUAACGCGACAAGGGCGGCAUUUUCAGCCACCCAGAACGAACUCCGUUGGUCUCCAGGCUUGGAAUAUACACCUAGCUCCACGCUACACCAAGCUGCCAGACAUCCUGGUAGAAGCUGGAUUCGAAUCUCGGACCGAUAAGUAUCUCGAUGACGGCAAUAGCAACCCAUACGCUCUGAUCGAGGUUAAACCGAUCGUUAGGCCAUUCAUGGAUGAAAGUCAGAUUCAGAUACAAGAGAGUGCUCAGAUGGCUGGCUUGAUCAUAAACGACAUUGACGCUCCAGCAGAAAUAAUUACCACCAAUCCAACCACACAAACGGAAAGGGCUCUUUGGUGGAUGGAUGGCUUUACUCGGAAUGGGGAACCCCGGCGAGGAGGCCGAGGAGAAGGCCGCCACAAAUGCGACAGGAUUGACUUUGUCGCAGAGCUUUCCCCUUGGGCGAAUUUCGAGCAAGACAUCCCGAAGUGA
Aspergillus affinis is the source of this 1206-nucleotide messenger RNA. RefSeq lists its product as uncharacterized. Bases 1 to 1206 code for a protein of 401 amino acids. The record is from RefSeq and is a predicted model, not a curated record. The transcript is spliced from 5 exons. Lineage: Eukaryota; Fungi; Ascomycota; Eurotiomycetes; Eurotiales; Aspergillaceae.